UGUCAUCUGAACCUGAACGGGGAGUGGAGGAAAGUGCUUCCCACAGGACAACCCUCGGGCGGGUGCAUUUAAUCAGAAGUCAAUGGCCACAGCACUUCUUUAGCUGCAGAGACGAAGCUGUGACUGAAUGACACAUAAAAGGACUCAAGUUUACGAAGCCUGUGUACCCUCCUUUGCGAAAGAAUGAAUAAACAACCAAGCAAGGAAAGCUUAAAAGACAAGGUGAACCGGAUAUUUGGGCUUGGACCCCCACGUCCUCCUAGCAAACAGAGUGACCACAAACAAUCUGAGUUCAUCAUUACAGCUGAUAUCAUCAAGGAGCUCCACUCUGAAUGUGGCCUAAAUAACCGUCUUCGCACAAUAAAUCACAUUUGUGAACUUGCCAAAACAAAAAGAUUUGAGGAGCAUGCAGUGGAAGCAGUGUGGAAAGCUGUGGAGGACAUGUUGACACAGGAACAGCUUCCCGAGGCCAGACAUGCUGUUCUUCAGCUGCUCAGAGCCAUUAUCCAGGGACAGGGUGAAAGACUCGGGGCCCUCAGAGCUUACUUUUUCAAUGUGAUCAGAGACUAUCAACCAUGCAACGAAGAUCUUUCUGAUAGACUGGAAGUCUUUAAGGCUCUUACUGAGAAUGGGAAGGACAUCACAUACCUUGAGGAAGACAUAGCUCGCUUUGUGCUGUUGUGGAUGGACAUAGGUCUUACCUCUGACUUUCUUUAUGUUCUUGUUAAUCUGGUGAAAUUCAACAGCUGCUACUUAGACCAAAAUGUCUCCAUCAUGGUUCAGAAAAUCUGUCUUCUCUGCAACAGAACAACCUCUUCAACAGAUAUAGAGGUGGCUCUUCAAGUCCUUGAUGCAGUGGUGUGUUACAACUGCCUCCCUUCAGACUCUCUUGGAGUCUUCAUCAUCACACUGUGUCGCACAGUCAAUGUCAAAGAGUUUUGUGAAUCCUGCUGGAAUUUGAUGAGGAAAGUGUGUGGGACUCACCUUGGCCACAGUGCUAUUUACACAAUGUGCCGCAUCAUGGAAGAGAGGGUGUACAUGGAAGAUGCGCCGUUGUUGAGAGGAGCUGUGUUCUUUAUUGGAAUGGCGCUGUGGGGAGCACACAGGCUUCCUGCACUCAAAAACACACCCACACUGGUUCUGCCUUCUUUUUACAAGGCCAUGUCUUGUGCCAACGAAGUGGUAUCCUAUGAAAUCGUCCUCUCUAUCACCCGACUGAUCAAGAAAUACGGCAAGGAGCUGCAAGUUGUAACUUGGGAUAUUCUGCUGGGCAUCAUAGAGCGGCUGUUGCAGCAGAUUCAGGCAAUAGGCAGUGCUGAUUUGAAGGCAAUCGUUUAUGAGCUGUUGACAACAGUAGAAGAGCUGCAUGAGCAGAAUGGUUACCACGGUUCCACAGAAAAGUUCUUCAGUCUGGUGGAGAAGUGUGCUGACAAAAGACCUGAUGCGUCAGUCCUGACCCUCAUCUCGUACAGGGCCCAGUCAAUCCAGCCCGCCAAGGACGGCUGGAUUCAGAGCCUUCACAGACUCAUGGAGAAAUUCUUUAGGAAUGAAAGCCGCAGCGUGAUCAGGAUCAAAGUGCUUCACAUUCUGUCUUUUGUUUUAAGCACUAACCGGCAACUGUAUGAGGAUGAGCUGAUAGAAAUGGUAGUGAUCCCCCAGCUUAGUGGCAUUGCUGAAGACCGAGACCUGGCCGUAAGAAAACAAGCUACCCAGCUUUUGGUGGAUUUAGCUGAGGGCUGUAACACCCACCACUUCACCAGCCUGUUGGACAUUAUUGAGCGGGUUGCCAGUCGUUCUCUGGUGUGUUCAGGACCUGUUGACAUUUCAGAGAGGGAGCACACGGCCGAAUCUCCUAUGGAGGAUGUCAGGACUGCGAUUUUGGGACUACUCGAGAUUCUUCAGAGCAAGCUUUACAGUCUGCCAGCCAGCCAUGCCACUCGUGUUUAUGAAUUGCUUAUCAGCCAUUUGCAGCUCCACUACAAGAACAAAUACCAUUCGACGAUUGCUUCUAGUAUCAGGCUACAGGUGUUUGACUUCUUCCUAAUGAUGCGAGCAGACUCUCUUCAUCGUGUUGGUGUCCCCAACAAAGAUGGAGCCAUGAGGUUUAGCCCUUAUUGCUACUGUGAUAUGGGGGAGCCAGAAAAAAGAGCAAAUGAGAAGAAGCCAACAGGUCCAACAUCACCCCCUGCCAGUGGGCCUCCUCCUCCCACUCCUCCACCUUCUUCUGUCACUGCAACAAUACGAUCUGCCAAUCUGCCGUAUUCACCUGCAUUUAAUGUUCUCCUGCAGUGCCUCAAGAUGGAGACUGAUUGGAAAGUGCUGAAAUUGGUCCUGGAGAAGUUGCCUUGGACACUGCAAUACAAAGUUCUGCUGCUAACAUCACCUUGCAGUAUAGACCAGCUUUGUUCUUCUCUCUGCUGCAUGGUUACGGACAGGCUGACUUCAGAACGUUUGAAGAAGACACCGGAAGGAUUUUCAAGAACGGAUGUUCAGCUGGCUGUGGUUCCUGUCCUAACAGCAGUCACCUCCUACCACACCUAUCUGGAGCAAUCAAGACAAAGAGAGUUGGUCCAGUGUCUUGAGACAGGCCUCAUUUACCGCUGUGCCAAGCAGUGUGUGGUGGCUCUUACAAUGUGCACGGUGGAGAUGCCUGACAUCAUGAUCAAGCUGCUGCCUGCUCUUAUUGUCAAGCUCACCCACAUCUCUGCAACAGUUGCCAUGGCAUCUCCAAUGCUUGAGUUCCUUUCAACUUUGGUGCGUCUCCCGCACCUUUAUGCCAACUUUGUAGCCGAGCAAUAUGUUAGUGUCUUCGCCAUCUCGCUACCCUACACGAACCCCUCUAAGUACAACCAGUACAUCGUAUCUCUUGCCCACCAUGUGAUUGCCAUGUGGUUUAUCCGCUGCAGACUUCCCUUCCGUAAAGAUUUUGUUCAGUAUAUCACAAAGGGUUUGCGUUCCAAUGCCCUGCUGCCAUUCGAUGAUGGGCAUGAGCAAAGUUCUUUUCGUGCCCGAAGCACAAGCCUCAAUGAGAGACCCAAGAGUCUUCGGGCGGCAAAAGUGGCGAAGGCGGCAGCGGUGGUAGCCAAUAACAGCAGCUCUCCAGUUAAAGAGCUGAGGGACCUGUCAGCCAUGGACGCUUUCCGAUCCCGCAGCAUCAGUGUCUCCGAUCAUGCGGUCCGCAGGAUGCAAACCUCCUCCACCACCUGCAGUCUGGGAUCCGCUGAUGAAAAUGCAGUAUCUCAGGCUGAUGAGGGGCUGAAAACAGUUCACUUGGAGCUUACUGAGACAUGUCUAGACAUGAUGGCACGAUAUGUCUUUUCCAACUUCUCAGCACUGCCCAAACGAUCUCCAAUCGCAGAGUUUCUCUUGGGAGGGGGUCGCAGUAUGACUUGGCUGGUGGGCAAUAAGUUGGUGACCAUCACCACCAGUGGAGGGAUUCGAACUCAAGCACUGCUUGGCCUGGAUGUGACUGAUCGACUGGGAGGGGCAGGGGAAAUGACCAGGUCUGAUCCAUCACUGCACACUCGAAUAACUAAAGAGGCACCAGCCAAAUUGGAAUCCCAAUCGAGUCAGCAACAAAGCAGAGCCACGCGCAUACGAGUCCGCUCCAUGUCUGGUGGUCACGCUCUUCGUGCUGGUCCUGCUCAAAGUCUCAGCCCCCUUGUGUCCCCAUCUGAGGGGGAGUUAGCUGCUCAGCUCUCACCCUCUUCUGCUCCCACACUGGAUGGUCUUAGCCCUCCCUCCUCCACCUCUGCCACUGUGUCAGCCCCCCCACCACUCAAGGACAACCCUGGCCUGGCUGAAUUUGUCCCCUUGCUCACGCAGGGCUGGGCUGAGAUCUUUAUUAGAAGACCAUCCGGUAACACAAGCUGGUUAAUGUGUCUGGAGAACCCACCUAGUCCCUUUUCAUCCGAGCUCGGCAACAUGCCCCUGCAGGAACUCUCUACUGUCCUCAUGGCGAUGGAGGGUGUGAAGGAACCUCCUCCCCAGACGGUCAGUGCUCCAGCUAGCACAGCUACUCCUGCGCCUACUGAGCACUUCAGCCAAACGCACAGCAGCGCUGGAGUGAAGCCUCACCUUAUCCAGCGCUCCAACACAGACUCAGUAGUGGUGCUGGAAGAAGGCUCGGGGGUCACAACUGCACACACGCCAUCUGAUUGGCUAGAAAGUGAAGAGUUUGAGCCUGUGCCAUCCGACCCUAUUUUCAUUUCUGCCGAUAAGUUUUCAAAAGCACCGCCUCCUGGAACACUCAGUAGGUCUUCUUCCACAUCCAGUCAAGAUGAUGAAAAAUCCACUUUGGAAGAAGUGAGCGAGGGGGCAAUUCCCAUUGAUCAGCCAACUCAGGGGCUCUCCACCCCUGGCAGCCAGGAAUUCCUCUUCCAGAGCAACAGCCAAUCCCAGGGUCAUGGACUAAAUAAGUCCAGCUCCUCCCCAGAGCUUCAGACCUUAUCAGAAGCCUUCUCUAAAGUUGCUCUGGAAUCAGAAACCGUGCAUGGAGACGCAGCCCAGCGCAGAGGACCUUCAGAGGCCAAGGCCCAACCCCCUACUGAGAGGGAGAGUGCAGGAGGAGAUCUCAGUGGACUGACAACACAGACUCAAGUUAUUGAAGGCCCGGCUCCAAGCGGAGGCUCAAGAAUGAGGCUGGAGUUUCCACCAAGUGGAGGACAACCUGGGCCCAUCUCACCCAGUGGGGGUCACAGACCACGGGGCCACACCAUUUCAGUAUCGGCACCAUCCUCCAGGAGAGAGAGGAGGACUGAGAGAGAUUCAUACCACAGUAGACCUGGACCCAGCAAUGCUGACAAGAUGUCUGGGCUGAGCCCGAGCUUUGUAUUCCUCCAGCUAUAUCACUCGCCUUUCUUUGGUAAUGAAGCCAAUAAGCCGCUGCUGCUGCCCAAAACCCAGGUUAUUGAUCGUGCUGUGAAGGUUCUGGACCAGAUGCCUCCUUAUGACACUCAUAAGAUUGGAGUAAUCUUUGUCGGAGCGAGUCAAGUUAACAAUGAGGUGGCCAUCCUGUCAAACGAGUACGGUUCAAACCGCUACGCGGCCUUCCUCACUGGGCUUGGGAAGUUAAUCCACUUGAAGGACUGCGACCCUGACCAGAUCUUCUUGGGUGGGCUCGAUCAGUACGGAGACGAUGGCGAGUUCACGUACUGCUGGCAUGAUGACAUCAUGCAAACUAUUUUCCACAUCGCUACACUGAUGCCGAACAGGGAGAGCGACAAGGGCUGCUGCAAUAAGAAGCGUCACAUUGGCAAUGAUUUUGUCAUGGUGGUUUACAACGAUUCUGGCGAGGAGUACAAGCUGGGCACCAUAAAGGGUCAGUUUAACUUUGUGGAGGUGAUCAUAAAACCACUGGAUUAUGAAUGUAAUCUGGUUUCCCUUCAGUGCCGUAAAGACCUUGAGGGCUUAGUAGAUACCACUGUGGCAAAAAUUGUCUCUGACAGCAACCUCCCGCUGUUGGUCCGACAGAUGGCUCUGCAUGCCAACAUGGCCUCCUUGGUCCAUCAGUACAGAGCCAACCCUUCAGAUGCGUACGCCUCCAAGUGGCUGGCAAGGUUACGGCACAUCAAGAGGAUCAGGACAAGGGCCAACGAAGACAUUCAGUCCCGUUCGACUCCUGGCAUCUCGCUCACGCAGGGACACGCUCAGCCGAACAAAUCUUUGCAGCAGAGCUCUGCAGCGUCAAAUCAAGAAAGCUCGGGCCAGCGUAAAAGGCUCGUUUCAACCGUUGACGACUUCACAGAUUUUGUGUGAUUUACGCACGCACCCACAGGAGAGGUGAUGCCAACCGAGGUUCGUCUUCUGCAUGUGGUAGAUUUAAUAAACAUACUUUGACUGAAACUGAAUGGGACCAUCUGAUCUUAAGAAUGCCUAUUUUUCUGAGCGUCUAAGUAGUGAACACAGUAAAUUCCACAUAUUUUUCCAAAAGUAUUGACUUGUUGAAACUCUGUACUUAAACUGAAUGAAGACAUUUGAGUGCAUUAAAAUUUCCGACAUCU
Molecule: messenger RNA, 6002 nt
Organism: Syngnathoides biaculeatus (alligator pipefish)
Lineage: Eukaryota; Metazoa; Chordata; Actinopteri; Syngnathiformes; Syngnathidae
Gene: tsc2
Product: TSC complex subunit 2
Exons: 41
Coding region: 184-5757 (1857 amino acids)
Biological process (GO): negative regulation of insulin receptor signaling pathway; negative regulation of phosphatidylinositol 3-kinase/protein kinase B signal transduction; regulation of small GTPase mediated signal transduction
Cellular component (GO): nucleus; cytoplasm; TSC1-TSC2 complex
Molecular function (GO): GTPase activator activity
Source: RefSeq, a predicted model, not a curated record